Molecule: messenger RNA, 1308 nt
Organism: Debaryomyces fabryi
Lineage: Eukaryota; Fungi; Ascomycota; Pichiomycetes; Serinales; Debaryomycetaceae
Product: glycosyltransferase family 15 protein
Exons: 1
Coding region: 1-1308 (435 amino acids)
Biological process (GO): cell wall mannoprotein biosynthetic process; protein N-linked glycosylation; protein O-linked glycosylation
Cellular component (GO): Golgi apparatus; membrane
Molecular function (GO): alpha-1,2-mannosyltransferase activity
Source: RefSeq, a predicted model, not a curated record
AUGCCAAAUCUUGCAAAUAAUCCACAUAAUGUUGAAGAAAUGGAAAGGACAGAUACAAUCCGUAAAAAAGAUAAAGAACGUGGGAGUGUUUUUCUAUUAGAUAACCAAGAACUGUUGCUAUCCCAGGACCCGGGGUAUGAUACAUUGAUACCAUUUCGAGAAAGCAAGGUCUUUUACAACGACAAGUUUGUCGGAAGGGCUGCAAGGGGGGAAUCUACUAAUAAUUUUACAGAUGAAGUUCUAAACUAUCAGAGGGAGAACGCUACUUUUUUCUCUUUGGUCAGAAACGAAGAUUUUCGGGGUAUUGCCGAAGCUAUAGAAUCAGUUGAAUACAGGUUCAAUAACAAGUAUCAUUAUGAUUGGGUAUUUGCUAAUGAUGAACCAUUUCAUCCGACAUUCAUAAAAGUCAUUGAAAAUUUGGUAAGUGGCAAAGCCCAUUUUGUUCAAAUACCGCAAGAAAUAUGGAGCUACCCAGAUUGGAUCGACCAAGACAAAGCAAACGAAACAAGACACACGAUGAAACAAAAUAAAGUUAAGUAUGGUGACUCUGAAUCAUACAGGCAUAUGUGUCGAUUCAACUCAGGUUUCUUCUACAGAUUACCAAUAAUGAAGAAGUAUAGAUACUACUGGAGAGUAGAGCCUGAAAUUGAAUUUCAGUGUGAUAUAUUUGAUCAAGAUUGGUUUAAAUAUAUGAAAGAAAAUAAUAAAAAAUAUGCAUUUACAUUGGCUCCUUUAGAGCUACACACUACUGUUACAAACUUAUGGGAAACUGUUCAGGAUUUCUCUCGGAAAAACCCAAAAUUAGUUGCCAAAGAUAAUAAUAUGGAAUUUUUGACUGAAGAUGGAGGAGUAACUUACAAUAUGUGUCAUUUUUGGUCGAAUUUCGAAAUAGGAGAUAUGGAUUUUUAUAGACUGGACGCAUAUUCAAAAUUUUUCGACCAUAUUGAUAGGGCAGGUGGAUUCUACUAUAGUCGUUGGGGUGAUGCCCCGAUUCAUUCUAUGGGUGUUUCAUUACUACUAAGUAAAGAUGAAUUGUUUUAUAUGGAUAACUCAGGAUAUUUCCAUUCACCAAACGGUGACUGCCCCUGGGACCCAGAGAUCAGAAAGCAAAGAAGAUGUACCUGUCAAACUAAAAAAGACGCCUCAUGGUUGAAGAGCUCGUGUAUUCCGAAAUGGUUCGAAAUACAUAACAUAGAAAAACCUCCCUUUGUACCUAAGUUUAAGUUUGUCAAUCAACACAAGCCUCCUGAUGAAGAGGAAGAAGAAGAAAGGGAAAAAGAAGAAGACUAUGACGAUAAAGACGAAUGA